Durio zibethinus is the source of this 2262-nucleotide messenger RNA. The record is from RefSeq and is a predicted model, not a curated record. NCBI's taxonomy places the organism in Eukaryota, Viridiplantae, Streptophyta, Magnoliopsida, Malvales, Malvaceae.
UACUAUAAACAAAUCCAGACGCCACCAAUCUGUCUUUCCCCUGCUCUUUCUUCCUACACAACCCAUCUGCCUUCCCAUUCCAAUCUCGUUCUUUCUCUUGUUAUUUUCUUGCAUUUUAAACGUUUUCCCCUUAUUUUAUUACAGAAUCCCACAUCCAAAAUCUCACCAAUCAUACAUAUAGACAAAAGAAAUUUAUAUUUUCUAAAAAAGGAAAAAAAUUUUUUCCCUUCACAACAUGAAAGGUGAAUAUGUAGAAUCCAAGAAUGAAAACCCCAACAACAUGUUUUCAAAACUCAACCACCCUUUCUCUCAUCACUUCCAACUCUCUCGCGAAUCUCAACCCCCUGACUCUGAUGACACCAGCCACACCACUACCCCUAUCCCAAAAGACCGUUCCACCAACCACAACUCUAUUCUCCCUAGUGGUGGCAGCGGUGGUGGUACUAGCGGUGGCGAUGGAGCUACUAUUGAAGUCAUUCGUAGACCAAGAGGUCGUCCUCCAGGCUCCAAAAAUAAGCUCAAACCACCCGUCAUCAUCGCUCGCGAACCCGACCCCUCCAUGAGUCCUUACAUUCUCGAAAUCCCUGGUGGAAACGACGUUGUCGAAGCUAUCUCCCGCUUCUCUCAUCGCAAAAACAUUGGAAUCUGCGUGCUUACAGGAUCUGGAACCGUUUCCAAUGUAACUCUCCGUCAACCUUCAACAACUCCAGGAGCUACCAUAACUUUCCAUGGUAGAUUCGACAUCUUAUCCCUCUCCGCCACGUUUCUACCUCAAACGGCAUCGUGUCACGUGCCCAACACUUUCUCCAUCUCUUUAGCGGGUCCUCAAGGGCAGAUCGUUGGAGGGUUCGUUACUGGCUCCUUGGCAGCAGCUGGCACCGUGUUUAUAGUGGCUGCUACGUUUAACAACCCUUCGUAUCAUCGGUUACCAAUAGAAGAAGAAGCGAGGAAUACGGUGUCAUCUGGCGGUGGUGGUGGUGAAGGACAGUCGCCACCGUUGUCUGGUGGUGGUGGAGAUAGUGGUCACGGUGUUGGGGCAGAUUCUUGUGGGGUUUCGAUGUAUAGUUGUCAUUUAGGUGGUUCAGAUGUAAUUUGGGCUCCAACUGCUAGACCACCACCGCCUUACUAAUGAGUUCAAAGUUUUAGCUUUCUCAGCUUUUUUUUUUUUUCUUAUUUUUUUUAUUUUCUUCUUUGGGGAGCACUGUGAAUAAAUGCAGUUCAGGUGAUCUUAUUUUUCUUUCUUUCUUUUACGGUUAUGUAGUGUGUCAUUUCAUCAUAAUAUGAUCAUUAGUUUACCUUUGUUUUUAAUUUUUUUAAUUAAUCUUUUAUAUACGAUCAGUUGUUGUUCUUCUAUGUUCUUUUCUUCUGGAGAAAAUGUGUUAAAAAACCUGAAAGCUUUGGAGAAGCUGAAAAAGCAAAGUCAUUGGCUUUGACUGAGCCUCUAAUCAGACCCUGGAAAAUCUUCUUUAAUCAGGGUGUGGGUUGUCGAAAUUGUCAUACGUCAAAAUAAACUUUCUUCUGGUUAAACUGGGUUUUUGCCUUUUUUUUUUUCUGUUCAUGACAUGUUUAGAAUUUAGAUAUUUGACAGAUUCUUUGCUUUUUUAAUUAUCUGGUGGCAAAUGGGAGAGGUGAGCUGAGCUUUAAUUUGAAGUUUGUAACUGAUCAUGCAUAUCUCUGCACCCUUCUGCAAGCAGCUGCACCACUGGCUGAAGAUAAUGCUGAUAGUGGCUAGGGUUAUGCGUGCCAGUUUUCUUUUCAGUGCUAAUAGAGAAAAAGAAGAAAAGAAAUAAGAGUUUGUGUUUGCUUUUAUCCAAUACGUAUUCUUUAAAGCUCUUACGGUCUCUUGCCCUACUUGUGUAGUUUUUUUUUCUUAUAUUUUUUUUUCCAUUCGUUCUUUCUUAUCUAUCCAUGUACUUUGGUUUGUCUCUUUCCAAUUUCUUUGAUGGGAAAAAAGAAGACAAUGUUGACAGCAAAGGCCUAGGGGAUGGCAUUUGGGGUUUGGGAUGGAGGACUCAUUGAAUACCUCUCCAUAUAUAAAUAAAUCUUUGAUAUUUAAGCUGCUGCUGCUUCUGCUGCCUGCUGGGUACCGCAAACUGCCUUCUCACCCUAAUGAGUUAAAUGACACUUGUGCUUUCCUCUGACUGGUCAUCUUUCAUGGAGAUAAAGACACUGAUUGCCUGAUCCUGUCAGUGUUUUGUUUCCAUUUUCUUUUUACUCUCCCUUUCUUCAAAGAUGGGUUUUUUUUUUGUUAUUAUUGUUGGC